ACUUGUACGUCCAAUUCAAAAACACACACACUCUCUCUCUCUCUCUCUCUCAUACUUCCAUUAAUGCCCGUCUGCCUUUCUCACUCUAAAACUACAUCCUACAUGUUCAAAACGAGCUGAAGAGAAGCUACGGUGUAAAGGCGAUGGAUUUCGAGAUGUUGUCGUGCUUUUUGCCGGGAAUUCCGAUCUAAUUUUAUAUUUUUCUGUCGUUUAUCGGAAACCGCCGUUUCUUUUUUCUCCUUUUUUGAAAGAGAGGAAAAUUAGUUUCCUUUUUCUUUUUAGUUUGCUUUUGUCUAUUUUGGCAUUUGAAUUUUUGGAAAAGAAAAUGGAGAGAGCUCGGCAUAGGAAGUCCAAAAGUUCUACAAGUAUCGAAGGAAUUCGACAUACUGAGAAACACAAAGCUGCUCCGAGACUGUCUUCUGAUUCUCGAACUCAUGUUGGUGGAACCACUGGGAAUGAUAUGUUCAUGCUUGAGCUGGGGCAAAGAUCUUCGAGACGAGCCACUGGAACACCAAUGAAGAAGUUACUGGAAGAAGAAAUGUCAAAAGAAAUUGAAGUUAAAAGACGAUCACCGAGUGUUGUUGCCAGAUUGAUGGGUCUUGAUGGGCUUCCAUAUCCACGGCAUAUUCAUAGACAACAAAGGAGUUCUUCAGAUAACUAUCAACAAAAAAAUAUCUCGAGCAUUCAACAUAGUGGCCAACUAGUUGAUGGGAAAUCAAGUAGGAGAACCUCAAUGGAUUGUCAAGAAUUCAAGGAUGUGUAUGAAGAUGUGGAAGCAUCUCACAUCGCGAGUCGCCGUUAUUCAUCAAGAUGGAGUGCAAACUCAAAGCUUACAAAACCUGAGUCUGCACUCAUUCAGCCGAAGUUUACGAAUGCAAAACAUCUUUCCACCAAUGAAAAGCUUCUAGGUUCAAAAAAAUUUUCUGAAACACUUGAGUUGGUAGACUCAAAUGACUCAUUUCAGAAAUUUCUUCAGCAUCCAGAUUCCUUAUUUGUAAAGCAUAUUCAUGAUCUAGAAGUUGAUCCUUCCAGUUCUCUUCAUGGUCACAUAAAAGUUCUGAAGCCAUCAAAUUCUGCAAAGUAUGAAAACAAUGCCAAGGCAUGGAAAUCAGAGAGAGAGAUUUCAUGCAAACAUGCCAUGAUCCAGAAACUUGAAGAUGGCCUUUUAUUCCACCCACGCAAUUGCCAUAUAGCUCAUGUUUCUUGCAAGUCACCAAAGAUUCAAUUACAAGAGAUGAAUAGCAGAAAUACUCUUCCCACGAAGAUUGUUGUUCUCAAGCCAAACCUUGGAAAGAUACACAGUGCUCGUGCAUCUGAUUCAUCGCCUGAUUACUCACAUAAUUACCCCUCCAACUUUAGGAAGCUCGCAGAAUAUAGAAGUGUUGGAGCUACUGAAAUACUAUAUGGGAAAAGGAGAGAUUCAUCUGAUGACAUAGGAUCCUUGAAGCCCUUGUCAGGAGAUGCUAGAGAAAUUGCUAGGGAAAUUACAAGGCGAAUGAGGGAUGGUUGUGAUGGAUUCAUUGAUCCAACAUCUUCUGGAGUCAGAGGAUAUGCAGGAGACGAGAGUUCUUACGAUGCUUAUGAAAGUGAUUCUGCAAGUGAAUCAGAGGUUUUUAAAUUGUCAUCUAAAAACUCACGCCGUUGUAAUAACCAGUGUAAAUAUUCAUCUUUUGGUUCAAUUGAGUCAUCCGUAAAUAAGGAGGCAAAAAAGAGACUGUCUGAUAGGUGGAAGACAACUCAUAGAUGUCAGGAUUUAGAAAUGGUGGGUAAAGCUAGCACACUGGGUGAAAUGCUUGUCGAACCUGAUAGAGAAACAAGGCCAAAAUGUUUGAAUGCUAAGGUUGAUAGGACAAGUGAUCGGAAUACAAGCACCAAUGGAACUGCAAUUUGGGAUGCUCCUUUGGGCAUUAGCAGUACUGAUGGUUGGAAGGAUGAGCGAAAUAAAAUUUCUUCUAGAUUGAUGUCCCUUUCUCCUUCUGUGAGUGGCAAAACUCGCAGAAGAAGAACUUAUUCUGUAACUCUGGCCGAAGACCAAUAUCUGAUGCAUAAUGACAGUGUCAAUUGUGGUAGAAGUGAGUUUGUGAAGGGAAACCUAAGUUGGAAGGAAGAUGUUUCAUCUAAAGAUAUAAAAUGCAGGAGCCAGAAAUCUUCCUGCCACCACAAAUUUACCAAUGAAACAGAUUCUUCACCAGAAUCCAAUUUUGAGAUCCAAACAGAGAUGAACUUUGAAACAAUCACAAGUGAAAAGCAAUCCACAUCUCAGAUUACUGAAAAAGAUGGCACCUGUGCAACUGUUCCUGAUGCAAAGACUGCUGCUAAGCAUGGAGGUAUAACCUCGUCUUUAAAAGCUUCAGAGUUGCAAUUGAAGCAAUCAUCUUCGGAGGUAGAAAAUGACAAAAAUACUGCUUGUGACAAAGAGGAUUCUAAUUUCCAGGUUUGGAUAUUCACUUUCUUUUAAAAAAAUUACUAAUGCUGCAUGCAUGCUGCAAAUACAAAACCUUGUAAAAUGCUGCUUUAUUUUUACAUGUUUUCCAUAGUCCCUAUCUGCAUAAUUAAUGAGGGUCGAUUUCUUAUUUUCUCAUUUUACUUGAAAAACUGCAUUAAACUGAGAUAAGGCUUUACAUUUCCUACUGCAAAUUAUUGCACUUCCUAUAUAUAGAACCACAUUUCCUUGUGCAAUAGAAACAUUUUACGUGCAUGGAAAUUAUUU
Molecule: messenger RNA, 2710 nt
Organism: Olea europaea var. sylvestris
Lineage: Eukaryota; Viridiplantae; Streptophyta; Magnoliopsida; Lamiales; Oleaceae
Exons: 5
Coding region: 326-2458 (710 amino acids)
Source: RefSeq, a predicted model, not a curated record